GUCUAACUACAUCCGGUUACGGCUAGCUACAGUAGCAUUGAUCUUUGACAGCACUUGUAAACACUUUAACAACACGUGUGUUAAUUGUUUUACUGAACUCGUUGCUCUCUAAAUGUAUUAAAAUGCUCGUCAAUCGCUGUUUUCGACUGUGCUCUUUUUGUAGCCGUGUGGUUUACAGCAGCAGAGGAAGAAGAGCAGGAUGGAGGACACCUACAGGACGCACCGGUCUGAAACAUGUUUACAUCACUCAGGUGCAACACUGGGGCACAGAAGCACCACGACGCCUCUAUCACAGGGAUUUGGGGGACUUGUACAAGACCGAGUCUGUUCAGCGGUAUCUCCAGCAGCUCAUGGAGGAGUUCAGAGACAUUAGCAAGAAGUUACAGCACACAUACCUCAGCGAGUCGGACAGAAAAGUGCUUCUGAAGAAACACACAGAGCUGCUGCCUCUGGCAAACGAGUUUGAGAGGAUUGAACAAGCCCUGAAAGACCUCGAGGAAGUCCUUUCACUGCUGCAUAGUUCAGCCGGUUCCAAAGAUGAAGAUGAACAAUUGACCCAGCUGUUGAAAGAGGAGGAAGCACACUUCUCCUGCAAGAUUUUGGCCUCAAGGAAAGAUUUGGUCAAAGCUCUGGUGCCCACCGACCCUCUUGACUCAAGUAAUAUUCUGCUGGAGGUUGUAUCAGGACGAACAACAGGAGGUGACAUCUGUCAGCAGUUCACCAGAGAAAUGUUUGACAUGUACCAGGGUUUUGCCUUUUACAAGAAUUGGGACUUUGAGCGUCUGAACUACACGCCUGCUGAGUUUGGUGGUCUGCACCAUGCAGCAGUGAGAAUAGCUGGGGACAAUGUGUACAGACAUCUAAAGCAUGAAGGAGGAACUCACCGGGUGCAAAGGAUCCCUGAGGUGGGCCUCUCCUCCAGGAUGCAGCGUAUCCACACAGGGACCAUGACUGUCAUCAUCUUGCCUCAGCCGGUGGAGUUUGACGUCCACAUUGAUCCAAAGGAUCUUCGCAUCGACACAUUCAGAUCUCGAGGUGCCGGGGGCCAAAGUGUCAACACCACAGACAGCGCAGUUCGCAUCGUUCACCUUCCCACCGGUACAACAGCUGAAUGUCAGCAGACUCGCUCUCAGCUGCAAAACCGAGACACUGCCAUGCGUGUGCUGAGGGCCCGGCUCUACCAGAGCAUGAUGGGUAAAGAGACUGCGCAGAGGCAUACAGCACGGAAGCAGCAGGUGGGCACACGUUCCCAGUCAGAGAGGAUUCGUACUUACAACUUCAGCCAAGAUCGUGUCACAGACCACAGGACUGGAUAUGUUGCUAGAGAUAUUAAGGAGUUCAUGAGAGGAGGGGAGGCUCUCCAUGAUCUGAUCGCUGAUGUACUUGAGCAUGCAGAGAGGGAGGCUCUUCUGGAGGUGGUGGAGAGCAGCAGCAGCCCGAAACCAGCGGAGUGUGGACAAUCUGCAGACUGACACUAAACAUGCAGUAUGCCAUUUAGUGGAUGGGGGAUAAAAUAUACUUAUUUAUUUUAAUAUUAAUGUAAGCUUGUGCAAUAGUCAGCCAAACUGCAGUUCACUCAUACUUAAGGUUUUUAUUUUUCUAAUAAAACUUUGAAUAAUGUGUUUGUGUCAUGGUAAUUCCCUAAAUAGUAAUACAUAUUUAUAAAUGAUCAAUACUUUACACUGCUUUAGGAUAAACCAAUUUCAUAUUCUUAGUUUUAAAACUGAACUAUAGUAAGUUAAAAGCUGCACAUAUCUUCUAAAAAAAUUAUUAUGUAUUGCUAAUGCCAAAAAUGUCUUUCUUUCUUUUCAUGAAUCCUUUCAUCAUAAAGUGCAGUAAAGCUGACUUUUUAUGUUGAAUGUAAACAGACUGUCGGUAAACAUCCUUCAUAUCAGGGUGCGGUGAAACCACCUAUCAGCUUUAUACACACACACACACUCACCAAAAACAUGUCCCACCCUGCAUGUGUGUGCCAGCUGACCAACAACCCCCACUAUUUUUUCUCUACUCAUUGAUUACAAUUAAUAUUGUUUCGCCUUCAUACAGUUACAUUUCAAAAUCAUAAUUUACAUUUUCAGUAUCCGGACGGUCAUCAUUUAUUGAGAUCACAUGUUUCCAUCUUUGAUCUUGCUGCUUUAUGAGAGUUUGACAAUCAAAUAUAUGUUUCCACAAUAAGAAAAAUACAAAUAUGGAAAAUAGAAAACGUUAUUAGAAUAGCUGUAUAUAAGUAAAUCUGCCCGUACCAGACAACAGGAUGAAAUGACAAUAUUGUAUACAUGAGAUAAGACUAGAAAAGUGUUGCACACCUUCAUGAUGACAGAUGUCCAUACAAAGAAUGUGGAUCGCGUCCAGUGGUAGACAUUUUUAUGAUAAGAAAUAAUAAACAUAUUUUAAGCUUUUUUGAAGAAACACCAUUUUUUUUCAUUCUCAGCUCAAUUUGUCUUAAAAAAGGUGUGUGCAUCUUAUGUAAAGAAAAGAAAAACACUACUAAUACAUUUAAUAUGCUUGAAAAAU
Anarrhichthys ocellatus (wolf-eel) is the source of this 2514-nucleotide messenger RNA. It is a transcript of the gene mtrf1, whose product is annotated as mitochondrial translational release factor 1. Gene Ontology annotation, biological process: mitochondrial translational termination. Gene Ontology annotation, molecular function: translation release factor activity. NCBI's taxonomy places the organism in Eukaryota, Metazoa, Chordata, Actinopteri, Perciformes, Anarhichadidae. Gene Ontology annotation, cellular component: mitochondrion. The record is from RefSeq and is a predicted model, not a curated record. The coding region runs from base 123 to 1472 and encodes 449 amino acids. The transcript has 9 exons.